AUGAAAGAACAAAACUCAAAUAUAGGAAGUUGGUAUUCCAUAGACACACAAGGAGAUCAAGAGUCAAUUGAACAAAAAAUCUCUGACAUAGAGAGUUGCUAUUCGAUACAUACGCAAGAAGACCAAAAGCCAAUUAAAGAAAACAGGUCCAAGUCGUUCAAAAAACUUAAGUUGCUUGAAAAACUCAAGUCACAUAAAAAACUCAAGUUUUUUGAAAAGUUCAAGUCACUUAAAAAACCUAGGCCACAUGAAAAAACAAAGUCACCCAAAAAACAAAAAUUUGAUGAUGCUACUUUUCAAAAAACACUCGAUGAGUUUCUCUCACUUUGGGCAUCGUGCAUUACAACUGGAAGUUGUGAUAUGUCUUACUAUAGACAAAGAACAAGACAGUAUCUACCAGAAAGAUACUACUCUCUACAUAGAUAA
This is a messenger RNA of Ascoidea rubescens DSM 1968, 426 nucleotides long. RefSeq lists its product as uncharacterized. Lineage: Eukaryota; Fungi; Ascomycota; Saccharomycetes; Ascoideales; Ascoideaceae. The record is from RefSeq and is a predicted model, not a curated record. The coding region runs from base 1 to 426 and encodes 141 amino acids. The transcript has a single exon.